Molecule: messenger RNA, 3102 nt
Organism: Endocarpon pusillum Z07020
Lineage: Eukaryota; Fungi; Ascomycota; Eurotiomycetes; Verrucariales; Verrucariaceae
Product: Exportin-T
Exons: 3
Coding region: 1-3102 (1033 amino acids)
Biological process (GO): tRNA re-export from nucleus
Cellular component (GO): nuclear pore; nuclear matrix; cytoplasm
Molecular function (GO): tRNA binding; small GTPase binding
Source: RefSeq, a predicted model, not a curated record
AUGGAGGAGCAGAUUGUUUCCGCAGUCGAAAUUGCCUGGAGCCCUACGUCCGAACAAAACCUUCGUAUACAGGCCACCGAGUAUUGUAGCCAACUCCGAAAUGAUCCAUCUGCCUGGCAGCCUUGCUUAUCCAUUUUCACUAAAACUCCUCGUUAUCCUGAUGUCGUGCGCAUAUUUGGUCUUGAAAUUGUGAACACCGGAAUACAGACGGGAAUACUUGAUAAACAAGUCCUGACUACCAUCAAAGACCAGCUCUUGGAAUACCUGCGCAGGCUUUAUCUUGCUGAUGAGGGCUCUGCUUUCGAUACCACCUCAAUACAGAACAAAACCGCACAGACCUUGACAUAUCUCUUUUCUACGUCAUAUGGCAAUGAGUGGCGGACAUACUUUGACGAUGUUCUCCAGUUGGCAAGCAAAACGCAAAAUGGACCACCAGACAAUGCUUCUGGCACUAUUUUCUACCUCCGAACCAUUAAUGCUAUCCAUGAAGAGAUUGGUGACCAAUUGGUUCCGCGGUCGAGAGCAGAGCAAGACCAUGCAAACAUUCUAAAAGAUAUGGUUCGUGAAAGGGACGUGCAGAAGAUUGCGGUGUCCUGGCAAGAAAUCUUGACUCAAUGGCGCGAAAGUAAUGAUUUAAUUGCUGAGCUGUGUCUGAAGGCGGUGGGCAGGUGGGUGAGCUGGAUAGAUAUUGGCUUGGUGGUCAAUCAGCGAAUGCUAGACCUUCUAUUCGAACAACUCGCUCGUGCCCAGAAGACCAACCUGCGAGAAGGCGAAGAGUCCAUCCGCGAUGCAGCAGUCGACGUCUUCACCGAGAUCAUUGGCAAGAAGAUGAAAGCACAGGACAAGCUGGAAAUGAUUUCGUUUCUCAACCUUGAAACUAUUGUGUCCCAGCUCAUUGCAUGCCCACCAUUAAGCGAGAGGCGAUUUAGCUCCCAGUACGACACUGACCUCGCCGAAACAGUGGCCAGGCUUGUUAACAACACGGUUCUGGACGUGGUCAAGAUCCUUGACUCAGAGCCCCAAGAGAGCCAAACCUGGCAAAGAGCCGAGAAUCUGUUGCAGGCAUUCCUACCACAUGCUCUUCGCUUCUUCGCAGACGAGUAUGAUGAGGUCUGCUCCACUGUAAUUCCUUGUCUUAGCGAAGUUCUCAGCUUCCUACGCAAAGCUGCCAAGAUUGAGGGGCCCUCUCCGCAGCGUACGGUUAUGCUCCUCCCUAUAUUGAAGGCAAUCUUUACUAAGAUGCGUUACGACGAUACGUCAUCCUGGGGCGGCGAUGAAGACGAGACCGAUGAGGCUGAGUUUCAAUACCUGCGGAAACGCUUGGGUACGCUGCAGCAGACGAUUGCAGCAGUCGAUGAACAGCUCUACAUGGAUGCGGUGACAAAUCUCGUGGGUCAGACAUUCGCAAAUCUAGGUACCCAAGGCACGAACGUGGACUGGAGGGAUUUGGAUCUCGCUUUAUGCGAAAUGUUCUCCUUUGGAGAUCUCGCUAUCAAGUCAGGUGGACUGUAUCAAAAGAAUCGACCUAAUUCUCCCGCGGCUGAGAAGCUUGUACAGAUGAUGUUGAGACUGGUCGAAUUAGACAUUCGAUACUUCAAUCAUCCGGCCACCCAGCUUCAAUAUAUGGAACUCUGUGUACGCUAUUGCUCAUUUUUUGAGAAACAUACCCAAUAUAUCAACCCUGUUCUCCAGAACUUCCUCCAGCUUGUUCAUCAUCCAUCGAUCAAGGUUAAGACACGGUCUUGGUAUCUUUUUCAGCGCUACGUACGAUACCUUCGAUCGCACAUAGGCAACGUCGCCGAAACUGUCAUUGACAACCUCACCGACCUGCUUCCCAUCCAAGCCGAAAUCCCUGAAGAAGAGGAAGCAGAUGAAGCAUCUUCUGAAGACCAUGAUUCGACGGCAGAUGCAGUCUUCAACAGCCAGUUGUACCUCUUCGAGGCUAUUGGGUGCAUAUGUGGGGCUUCUUCUGUCCCUACCGAUAGGCAAGUCCUGUAUACUCAAUCUGUUAUGAGACCAGUCUUUGCGGACAUGGAACAACAUCUGCCGGGGGCAAAGGCAGGCGACGAACGUGCUGUGCUGCAAGUUCGCCAUGACCUGAUGGCGCUUGGAACACUGGCAAGAGGUUUCUCUGACUGGACUCCCGGUAGCGCUUCGGCUGCACCUGGCUCGCCUCCAUGCCCUGAAGUUCAAAGCGCCUUUGCACGUGUAUCAGAAGCAACGCUUGUGGCGUUAAAAUCGCUGAGGACUUCGUUCAACAUCCGCACAGCGGCUCGUUUCGCAUUUUCUCGCCUUAUUGGUGUAUUAGGCUCUCACAUACUGCCCCAGCUGCCAGAAUGGAUCGAAGGAUUGCUGACCGAGACGUCAACGAAAGAUGAAAUGGCCCUGUUCCUACGUCUGCUAGAACAAGUGAUAUUUGGGUUCAAGAACGAGAUCUCGGUUAUACUGGAUGAACUCUUCACACCCCUUCUGCAGAGAGUGUUUACUGGCCUUUCCGAGCCUUCGACCGGAACAGAUGAUGAAAUUCAGAUUGCGGAGCUCAAGCGAGAAUAUCUCAACUUCCUCAUUAUUAUUCUGAACAACGAUCUUGGUUCUGUGAUCGUCAGUGCCACCAAUCAGCCCUUUUUUGGAACACUGGUUGGGACCAUCGAACAUUUUGCGAAGGACGCUGAAGAUUCACACACAGCAAAGAUGGCUUUUCAAGUGCUAUCAAAUAUGUGCUCAGUCUGGGGUGGGCCCGAGGCCGUUGGGGAUUCAGCUCGAGGCUCCGCGAUAGCUUUGCCCCAACCUUCAUUACCCGGUUUUGACCGUUUCAUGAUGACACGAUUCUCGCCUCUCUGCUGGGCGAUUCCGUUGAAUCGUGGUUUCAAUCCAAAAGAUGCACAGGCGAGACAAGUGCUGGCCGAAGCUGCCGGCCUGCAGAAAACAAUCUACCUCAAGACCGGUCAAGAAUAUCUUUCUUGGCUGAAAGAUAAUGAACUGAGGAAUAUGGGAAUGAACGAGGACAUGAUCAAUGAGUAUCUCCGAAACUUGGUCGAGUUGGAUCAGCGGGCCUUCAAGAUUUUCUUUCAAAACUUCAUUACGAAAGGCGGUACAGCAUGA